CUGCUGUGCUGUCCAGAUACGGUCCAAAGCAGCAGCAAAGGGGCUUGCGCAAGCACCGAAACCGGGAACGUGGAGUGAAGGGGUAUACCGUAGGAGACGAGAUAGGGAUCAGGACGAUCACGGGCGUGCCGCAGGCGGCGCAACAGAGGCCGCAGCAGCAGCGGGCCUAGAGGAUGGGGGCGAAAGCAUGCCCUACAAGGGUGAAAAUACCAUCGUUAUGAUGGAAUGGGAAAAGCCAUACAUGCGAGCGCUUGUGGACGCCUUGGCAAUAACUGAGGAAAGCCGAGUGCUUGAGAUAGGGUACGGCAUCGGAUACAGCGCGGAUCGAAUCCAGGAAUUUUCACCCCGAUCUCACACCAUCAUCGAGCCGGACCCGGUCGUUCUCGCCAGACUAAGGGGAUGGGCGGCUGCACGCCCGGGGGUCCGGAUCGUCGAGGGGUUUUGGCAGACGGCCCUGGCAACGCUGGGAGAGUUCGAUGCCGUGUUUUUCGACGAUUUCCCUCUGCCGGACACGCCCGAUUCGUCCGAUUUGAGAGGCCCCGCGUCGCGAUGGCACGCUUUCAUAGACCUGUGCGCUGCCCACCACCUUCCAGUCGGUGGCCGAAUAACAGGAUAUUUGGCGAGACCACUUCCUUUGGAGCGAUCGGGGUGCGUGCUGUCUCCUCUCGUAGCUUUUCCGGUAGACGUGCCUAAAAAUUGUCCGUACUUCCCAUACGGCGAGGCGUACAUUCCGCUGAUAACGCGGGCAGAGACGGGUGCGGCGAAGGGCGCAGCUGCGGGAGGUGAUGAUGAUGCUGGCACGGCGCUGGCGUCGUCAUUAUUGGUCCAGAGUGUCCAGGACAGGGGAAACGGGAGUGAAGGAUCGUCGCAGGAAAGGAAGAGACAGAAGCGCGAGGUGUUGGAGGCGCUGGUUAGGGAGAGCCUGGGGCUCAGUGCGAUCAAUCACUAGGCCCCAUCAAGAAUCUCGGCUCGCAGCUGUAGUUACUUUGCAACUCACAUAGACGGUAGUAAAGCUCAGUUUCAAAGCUACCGUCGACCCCUAUUUAAGGACACCCGCGUCAAGGAAACUCCCCGCUUAAGAAACUUGUUUUGCUGAGCAUCGGGGGCCCGGUAGAAUAUACGAUAGUGGGGUACCCACAUUUUUUCUGCUACGUACCCCCCUUUUUGUGUCCUGCGGGCCUGCGUGUGUUGGGCGGUUCUUUGCACGAACCACGCACCAUGGUGAGUGCAGAAGUAGCGACGUACAGACAGCCGAAGUAGCGAGCGGUCUGCU
Molecule: messenger RNA, 1273 nt
Organism: Ectocarpus sp. CCAP 1310/34
Lineage: Eukaryota; Phaeophyceae; Ectocarpales; Ectocarpaceae
Source: the annotation of a GenBank genome assembly